Molecule: messenger RNA, 2649 nt
Organism: Aspergillus ibericus CBS 121593
Lineage: Eukaryota; Fungi; Ascomycota; Eurotiomycetes; Eurotiales; Aspergillaceae
Product: glycoside hydrolase family 47 protein
Exons: 3
Coding region: 301-2454 (717 amino acids)
Biological process (GO): N-glycan processing; carbohydrate metabolic process
Cellular component (GO): membrane; endoplasmic reticulum
Molecular function (GO): mannosyl-oligosaccharide 1,2-alpha-mannosidase activity; calcium ion binding
Source: RefSeq, a predicted model, not a curated record
UUUGUAUGGGGUUCUGCUAAACUCUAGAGCCUCCCACGCCUUUAUAGCCCUGGCGAGACCUGCUACUGAUUGGUCUACCCCAGACUACAACUAGUCUUGCUACUACUACCGAGGGACGACGAGUAUCCUGUAACCAAUCGAGGUGCGAGACGGGUCCUUAUUCGAUCACCAACCUCAAUCCCUCCAAACCGGCACUGCACCUAGUCGCCUGCUUUCUCGGACUUAGAGCGCGCGCGUCGGAGGACAGGUCCUCCUUCGGUAGAGGACAGAUAUAGUAGUAGAAGCUUGGCGGUGGUGGUCAUGUCUUUCCAGGCUCCUCGGGACAAGUCCCCAUUUUCGUCCCAGCAACCUUUCCAGAACAAUUACUGGCGUGCUAGUCGAAGCCCCGGGACCAACGGGCUGCCUGGGUAUGGGUUUUCUCCCCCGACUGGCAUCUCCAACACCCUGAACAAUCCCCUCACCAGCGACCGCAUCCUUCCCAUGUACAAGGACAAGCCUUAUUUCGCACCACGGCGCACCGGUCCGAGAGCCAAGCGGCGAAAGAUCAUAUAUAGCGGAUUAUGCCUGUUUGCGCUGCUGUGUCUGUGGUACUACUCGGGCUCUGGCCAGCCAGAGUGGAAGACGCCGGACGGAGAGAAGGGCAUUGAGCUCUGGAAGUGGGUGCAAAGUUUGGAGGAGUCGGAACCAGCAUACGACGGUAGCUCGACCAAGAAGAAGAUUGACUGGGCGGCCAGGAGGGAAAAGGUCCGCGACGCAUUCAUCGUGAGCUGGGACGGGUAUGCCACUAAUGCGUGGGGUUACGACGAGUACCACCCGAUUGCCAAAAAUGGCCGGCACAUGAUUGCCGGAGGAAUGGGGUGGAUAAUUGUUGAUGCGCUGGACACGUUGAUGAUUAUGAACCUGACGUCGCGAGUGCAACACGCCCGCAGCUGGAUCCACAACUCGUUGCAGUACAACCAGGAUCACGACGUGAACACCUUUGAAACCACCAUUCGUAUGCUGGGUGGCCUACUUUCCGCACACUAUCUCUCCACCACCUAUCCCGAUCUGGCCCCGCUCACCGAUGACGAUGCAGGCGCGCCGGGCGAGGACUUGUAUAUCGAGAAGGCCACCGACCUUGCAGAUCGGCUACUGGGCGCGUUCGAAUCCAGUACGGGAAUCCCCUACGCGAGUAUCAAUCUCAACAAGUCGGAGGGCAUUCCCUCGUACGCGGAUGGUGGCGCCUCGUCUACUGCCGAGGCGACGACCCUGCAGUUGGAGUUCAAAUAUCUGGCCAAAUUGACGGGCGAGGCCGAGUACUGGCAAGCUGUGGAGAAGGUCAUGGAGGUCGUCGACGACCAGAAAAUGGAAGAUGGUCUGCUUCCGAUCUAUGUAUACCCAGAGACCGGCGAGUUCAAAGGCGACAACAUCCGUCUCGGUAGCAGGGGCGACUCAUACUACGAAUAUCUCAUCAAGCAGUACCUUCAGACUCAGGAGCAGGAGCCGGUCUACAAGGAGAUGUGGGAUGAGUCCCUCGUCGGCGUACGCAAGCACCUGAUUACUUACACGCAGAAUGCUCAAUUGACCGUCUUGGGUGAACGCCCGAGCGGAUUGAACGGAGUACUCUCCCCCAAGAUGGACCAUCUGGUAUGCUUCUACCCGGGCACUAUCGCUCUCGCAGCGACCGGUGGACGUCCUCUUGCCGAGGCAAGAAAGUCGCCCGACUGGGGGCAGCGCCAGGAGGAAGAGAUUCUUCUUGCUCGGGAACUUACCAAGACCUGCUGGGCAACGUACCUGGUUACCAAGUCCGGUCUUGCGCCUGAAAUCACCUACUUCAAGGUGGACGAUCCCCGUGUGAUGGAAACAGAUAUGUACCCGGACUCAACCAUUGCCAAACCCGGCCAAGGCCAGCAAUCCCAUUCUGGUGAACUCCCUCUGCUCUCCAGAUCUCUCUAUCCCCUCAACGACUUGACCACGAAAUGGCGCGACGACCUCGACAUCCACAAACAAGACCGCCACAAUCUCCAACGUCCCGAGACGGUCGAAUCCCUCUUCUACAUGUACCGCAUCACCGGAGACGACCUUUACCGCCAUUGGGGCUGGGAGAUGUUCAAGUCCUUCGUCAAGCAUACCGCCGUAGUUGAGGACAUUUCCGCCGAGGAAAUCCUCCAGGACAAUGACGCCAGCACAGACGCCCAGACCGAAGCCCCCAAGAAAAUCACCGGGUUCACCUCCCUCUCGAACGCGGACGACAUCCCGCCAGUUAUGCGGGACAACAUGGAGAGUUUCUGGAUGGCAGAAACUCUCAAAUACUUUUACCUCCUCUUCUCAGAUCGGGACUUCAUCUCCCUGGAAGAGCACGUGUUCAAUACGGAGGCGCAUCCCCUCCCCCGGUUCAAGCCGACCGGGGAGUUAAAGACGGGAUGGGUGAGAAAGAGUCGGACAAAUAGCCAGACAGAGGCGGCAAAUGUAUAGUUUCCUUUUUUUUUCCCUUCUUGGUCCUAAAAAAAUCUCGCUUUAUCUACCUAACCUGGUUGGAUUUGCAAAUUCAUAUCGAAUGUCGCUUGCUUUUCUUUCUUCGUAUCUAUUUUGCAUUGGAGAUAGAGUUUCCGACCUGCGUCCCAUCCUGGGGCUUAUCCGAGGCAGGGACUUGGUUUAAUUCCACUACUG